UGUUGCAUAAAUAAUUCAUCCGACACUUCUACCUUAAACAUCCAGCGAGCGAACUGACAACUGAUACUGACAAGGCGCGUAACCUGCUCUGGGUAUGCUAAAUUGUUUACUUUCAAGCGGUCUAUUAAAUGACUCAUUUUCUACGUGAAAUUCCAUCAAAUUAUAAGCUCCUGGCUGUCACGCCGCUUUGGUGCAGGGUGCACCUUCAAAAGGCAAAUAACAGCGUUCAAGAUGUGCUCUGUACACGAUUCGUUACGAACCGUUAUCUACGACGACCGUGUAGUGAUAAACGUGAGCGGCAUGAUAUUUGAAACGCGUCAGACGACGUUAUCACGUUUUCCAGACACGCUCCUGGGCAACGAAGAGAAGCGAAGCAAGUUCUACGUGCCGGAAUUUAAAGAGUACUUCUUCAACCGCAAUCGAUCGGCCUUUGAGGCUAUCCUUUAUUAUUACCAAUCCAGUGGUCGACUCAGGCGGCCGGCUGAAGUCCCGAUGUGUAUUUUCCAGCAAGAAAUUGAAUUUUUCGAACUGGGAAACGAAGUUUUGAGUGACAUUCGACUAAAGGAAGGGUAUCUAAGCAUAAAGGAAAACCCACGAGAACUUCCUGAAAAUAAACUUCAGCGCAAAAUCUGGCAACUCUUUGACCAGCCCGACACGUCAAUUGCGGCAUCGUGUUUAGCCGUAUUUUCUGUCAGCGUUAUCAUCGUGGCAAUCGCAGUCUCUAUCGCAGAAACUGUUCCCUCGAUAAGAGAAAAGAAAGCCGACUUCGCUAAUUUUGCAGACACCACAAAGGAGCCUACAUGGAGCGAAGACACCUGGUUUCUUCUAGAAUUAGCUUUCAACACUUGGUUUACAAUCGAAUAUUUAGUUCGGCUGUUCACUUCCCCGAACAAGUGCACUUUUUUUACGUCGAUUUUGAACUUUAUCGAUGUGGUAGCUAUCGCACCGUUCUACGUCUCGCUUCUCCUCACCAAGUCCGAAUCAAGCUCAGUGGCAGCGCUACGAAUAUUACGGAUCGUUCGUGUUUUUAGAAUCUUCAAGCUCUCUCGUUACUCUAGGAGCCUUCAGAUAAUUGGGUAUUGCGUGAUCGAGAGCUUCAGAGAGUUAGGGCUUUUAAUUCUGUGUCUAUUUUUUAGCGUAAUUGUUACAGCUAGCCUUUUGUAUUAUAUCGAAGUGGGAAGUGACGAAACGGAUUUCCAUAGUGUACCUGCAACGUUUUGGUUCUCAAUACAGACGAUUACAACCAUAGGUUAUGGGGACAUGGUCCCUCACAGCCCUUUGGCAAAACUAAUGUCGGCCGCUUGUGCAAUAUUUGGCGCGGUAACUCUCGCUCUUCCUGUUUUAACCUUUGUAUCGAAUUUCAAUACUCUUUAUUACAAGAACAUGCUGGAAAAGGACGAGGUUUGUGAAAAUCACGGGACAUCUGAGGCCGCAAGUGGAUUCGAUUCACUUUUGAACUCCAGUCAAGAUAUCCCUCAAAGACAUAAUUACUACAGAUAGUAGUAAUGGAAUUAACGCCGUCAAAAUAAGGGGGACUUUCAGGAAAUAAUGCAUUGAAUUUAUUAAAAGAAAUUUACGAUAAAAAAAGUACUUUAAUGUCGUUGAGGAGUAAUGCAUAAAUUAUAACGUUUAAACUUAUCUUUGCCAUCAGUGAUCGAUCGCGGAGUUGAACGGUUGCGAUUUUUUUUUUGUUCAUCUUUUGUUUCCAAUUGUAAAACCGUCCAUCAGGCUUACACAAAAAACUACAAAAGGAUUUGAAAUUGAUGUUCCGUUCGCGACCGCCCAGGGAAUUCCACUCUUGUGGUUUCAUUACUUUGGAAAUACGUACAUUAAUGGCGAGUCUACAGUAUGCAAAACAAUGUCUUGUUAUGGCAAAGCCCAGUGGGCUAUCAACCAGAACCCGAUAGAGAACAAAUUAAUUUUGGUUACUGGUUAAAGAAUCUGUCCAUCGAGAUUAAGGCAGGAUUUUUUUGUUUGUUUGUUUGGUUUUUUUUAACCCAAUCUUUAAUUUAAAGAGUCGUGCAAAUUUAUUUUCUUUGGGUACGUUUGAAAUGGCAAAUGACGAAUAAACGUAUUGGGGAUUAAUUAUACCACUAGCUACCAAGGGGUGAAUUUUUAACUGAACAUAGUAGUGUUCGAGGAGUCAAAAACUAAUAGAAAUUCUGGUCAAGGGAAAAAAAUAAAUUACUUUCGUCCAAAUCAAUUAGUUAAAUAGAGAAGCACGGUCUUCGUAUGUUCCAAACUUUUUUUUUUUCGAAUAAAUUUCAAAAUCAAAACUA
Stylophora pistillata is the source of this 2279-nucleotide messenger RNA. Its product is annotated as potassium voltage-gated channel subfamily A member 2-like. Gene Ontology annotation, cellular component: voltage-gated potassium channel complex; membrane. Gene Ontology annotation, molecular function: delayed rectifier potassium channel activity; protein binding. Lineage: Eukaryota; Metazoa; Cnidaria; Anthozoa; Scleractinia; Pocilloporidae. The record is from RefSeq and is a predicted model, not a curated record. Gene Ontology annotation, biological process: protein homooligomerization; action potential; potassium ion transmembrane transport.